Molecule: messenger RNA, 2106 nt
Organism: Fusarium coffeatum
Lineage: Eukaryota; Fungi; Ascomycota; Sordariomycetes; Hypocreales; Nectriaceae
Exons: 3
Coding region: 1-2106 (701 amino acids)
Biological process (GO): regulation of DNA-templated transcription
Molecular function (GO): zinc ion binding; DNA-binding transcription factor activity, RNA polymerase II-specific
Source: RefSeq, a predicted model, not a curated record
AUGUCCCCAUCAUCGACAGGCGAAUCAGUUCACUCUAUCUCAAUCAACUCAGCCCGACCGUUCACCGUUCCUGCUCGCGACCACUUCUCACUCGAACUGCCAAUAUCAUCAAUGUCAUCACUUGCGACCAUGUCGGUUGAUACGUCGCUCAAAUCCCCUGUCAGCUACAAAAACCAGCGCACGCCCAGUUUCAGCAGGGAGGCUAUGCUGAGCACGUCUCAAAAGGCCCGCCAUUUGUCGCAAUCUUCCGAUAAUACCAGACCCGACAACAUGUCCAACGGCGCACAAAAGGUCUCGAGCGACGAGGGCUCCAACCCACUUAAAAGGAGGAACACAGAAACUGGCGUUGAUUAUCCCCGCCGCAGGGCCACUAUUGCUUGUGAGGUUUGCCGUUCAAGAAAAUCCAGAUGCGAUGGAACAAAGCCAAAGUGCAAGCUCUGCACAGAGCUCGGCGCUGAAUGCAUUUAUCGAGAACCAGGUAUUAAGCUAGACGCUGGUGACAAGCUGAUCCUGGAACGCCUCAACCGCAUUGAAAGCCUUCUUCAAAUGAGCAUGGUGAACCCAUCAGCGAACGGGCUUAACCUGACGGAAAAUUCGCCUGAUUUGAGCAACGGUGCCGGGCUCGAUGGCGACAAUUUGAUCCUCUCAGCCAAUGGGGGCACUUUCAGCUCUAUUCCUAACGGUGGAUUUGGCACUUGGUCGGCGCAGCCAGUGGGGACCAACAUAUCUACCAUGCCCAAAGUACACACCAACGCUGCUAUGCAUCUACUGCAAUGGCCUCUAAUUCGGGAUCUAAUUUCACGGCAAUGCGAUCCUCAGGUUCUUCUACAACUGGAAAUGGCCCGAGAACCACUCCACACUCUGACGAAAACGCCAUGUGUGGACUUGUCAAAUACUCAAGCAUACAUCGAGGCUUAUUUUGAGAGGGUCAACGUUUGGUACGCCUGCGUCAACCCGUAUACCUGGAGAAGCCAGUACCGAACCGCCUUGUCCAACGGAUUCCGAGAAGGGCCCGAGAGUUGCAUCGUGCUUCUUGUUCUUGCGCUAGGCCAAGCAAGUUUGCACGGUAGCAUAUCCAGGAUUCUCCCCCAUGAAGAUCCCCCCGGUUUGCAAUACUUUACAGCAGCCUGGUCGCUGCUCCCAGGAUUGAUGACUGCCAAUAGUGUGGUGGCGGCGCAAUGUCAUCUCCUUGCUGCUGCAUAUCACUUUUACCUAGUGCGGCCUAUGGAGGCAUGGAACCUACUUUGCACUACAAGCACCAAACUGCAACUACUUCUCAUGGCUCCUAGCCGUAUCCCUAGUCACCAGCGAGAACUCGUGGAACGCAUUUACUGGAAUGCUUUGCUUUUCGAAAGCGAUCUUCUCGCCGAACUUGACUUGCCUCAUUCGGGUGUGGUCCAAUUUGAGGAGCAUGUUGGCCUCCCAGGUGGAUUCGAAGGAGACGAGUCGGAGCAAGUCGGUCGAGAUGAGCUCUGGUACUUCUUGGCCGAGAUUGCUCUGCGUCGCUUGCUGAACAGAGUCAGCCACCUCAUUUACUCCAAGGACUCUAUUGCAACAACACAGAGCCUAGACCCAGUUGUCGCGGAACUCGAUUACCAAUUGAGUCAAUGGUACGAGAGUUUGCCAUUGCCACUGCAGUUUCCUUUUACCCGGAAUGCCCUGCAAGACCCUGUUCAAACAGUACUUCGCCUCCGAUUCUUUGCUUGUCGCACCAUCAUCUACCGGCCGUAUAUUCUGGCAGUGCUAGAUAAUGAGCAGCAAGUUUUGGAUCCCGCCGUGAGAGAAAAUUGCCACAAAUGCUUGGAAGCUUCCAUUCGACAGUUGGAGCAUAUUCAUGAACAUCACGCCGGGCAUAUGCCAUACAUCUGGCAAGGGGCUUUGUCCAUGGUGUCUCAAACAUUACUCAUUAUGGGUGCCACCAUGUCACCAUCGCUACUCAAUAUUCUACUCACACUGGUACCAAGUCGUGAGGCGCUAGACCAAAUCAUCAACGAUGUGGUUGUCGAAGUCGAACGAUACGCGACUUUGGCCCCAAGUUUGAGCCUUGCCUCCGAGAUGCUCAAAGAGGCUGAAGUGAGACGACGCGCAUUCCUCGGCACUCCGUAG